CGGGAGGCGGCGGCGGCGGCGGCGGCGGCGGGGGGCCGGAGCCCGGAGCGGGGUCGGGGAGCGGCCAUGCUCACCAAGUUCGAAACCAAGAGCGCCAGGGUCAAAGGGCUCAGCUUCCACCCGAAGCGCCCGUGGAUCCUGACCAGUCUGCACAAUGGCGUCAUCCAGCUGUGGGACUACCGCAUGUGCACCCUCAUCGACAAGUUCGACGAGCACGAUGGACCCGUCCGAGGCAUCGAUUUCCACAAGCAGCAGCCCCUCUUUGUCUCUGGGGGAGAUGACUACAAGAUCAAGGUCUGGAAUUACAAACUGCGCCGCUGCCUCUUCACCUUGCUGGGACACCUGGACUACAUCCGCACUACCUUCUUCCACCAUGAGUACCCCUGGAUCCUGAGCGCGUCCGAUGACCAGACCAUCCGUGUGUGGAACUGGCAGUCCCGGACCUGCGUCUGCGUGCUGACGGGCCACAACCAUUACGUCAUGUGUGCCCAAUUCCACCCCUCCGAGGAUCUGGUGGUGUCCGCCAGCCUGGACCAGACCGUGCGGGUCUGGGAUAUCUCCGGCCUGAGGAAGAAGAACCUGUCUCCGGGGGCCGUGGAGUCGGACGUGCGCGGCAUCACCGGGGUCGAUCUGUUCGGGACCACCGACGCCGUGGUCAAACACGUCCUGGAGGGCCACGACCGUGGGGUGAACUGGGCGGCCUUCCACCCCACCAUGCCGCUGAUCGUGUCGGGGGCCGACGACCGGCAGGUGAAGAUCUGGCGCAUGAACGAGUCGAAGGCCUGGGAGGUGGACACGUGCCGCGGCCACUACAACAACGUGUCCUGCGCCGUCUUCCACCCCCGCCAGGAGCUCAUCCUCAGCAACUCCGAGGACAAGAGCAUCCGCGUCUGGGACAUGUCCAAGCGGACCGGAGUCCAGACCUUCCGCCGCGACCAUGACCGUUUCUGGGUCCUGGCCGCCCACCCCAACCUCAACCUCUUCGCCGCGGGCCACGACGGCGGCAUGAUCGUGUUCAAGCUGGAGCGAGAGCGCCCGGCCUACGCCGUGCACGGCAACACGCUGCAUUAUGUCAAGGACCGCUUCCUGCGCCAGCUGGACUUCAACAGCUCCAAGGACGUGGCCGUCAUGCAGCUGAGGAGCGGUUCCAAGUUCCCGGUGUUCAACAUGUCCUACAACCCGGCCGAGAACGCCGUCCUCCUCUGCACGAGAGCCAGCAAUCUGGAGAACAGCACCUACGACCUGUACACCAUCCCCAAGGACGCCGACUCCCAGAACCCCGACGCCCCGGAAGGCAAGCGCUCCUCGGGGCUGACGGCCAUCUGGGUGGCCCGCAACCGCUUCGCCGUCCUGGACCGCAUGCACUCGAUCCUGAUCAAGAACCUGAAGAAUGAGAUCACCAAGAAGGUGCAGGUGCCCAACUGCGACGAGAUCUUCUACGCGGGCACGGGCAACCUGCUCUUGCGCGACGCCGACGCCAUCACGCUCUUCGACGUGCAGCAGAAACGCACCCUGGCAUCGGUCAAGAUCGCCAAAGUGAAGUACGUCAUCUGGUCGGCCGACAUGACCCACGUGGCCCUGCUGGCCAAGCACGCCAUCAUGAUCUGCAACCGGAAGCUGGAGUCGCUCUGCAGCAUCCACGAGAACAUCCGCGUUAAGAGCGGCGCCUGGGACGAGAGCGGGGUCUUCAUCUACACCACCAGCAACCACAUCAAAUACGCCGUCACCACCGGGGACCACGGCAUCAUCCGCACCCUGGACCUGCCCAUCUACGUGACGCGGGUCAAGGGCAACAACGUCUACUGCCUGGACCGCGAGUGCCGGCCCCGCGUCCUCACCAUCGACCCCACCGAGUUCAAGUUCAAGCUGGCCCUCAUCAACCGGAAGUACGACGAGGUGCUGCACAUGGUCCGCCACGCCAAGCUGGUGGGGCAGUCGAUCAUCGCCUACCUUCAGAAGAAGGGCUACCCCGAGGUGGCGUUGCACUUCGUCAAGGACGAGAAGACCCGCUUCAGCCUGGCCCUCGAGUGCGGCAACAUCGAGAUCGCCCUGGAAGCGGCCAAGGCCCUGGACGACAAGAGCUGCUGGGAGAAGCUGGGCGAGGUGGCCCUGCUGCAGGGGAACCACCAGAUCGUGGAGAUGUGUUACCAGCGCACCAAGAGCUUCGACAAGCUCUCCUUCCUCUACCUGCUCACCGGAAACCUGGACAAGCUCCGCAAGAUGAUGAAGAUCGCCGAGAUCCGCAAGGACAUGAGCGGCCACUACCAGAACGCCCUGUACCUGGGGGACGUGGUGGAACGCGUGCGGGUCCUCCGCAGCUGCGGCCAGAAGUCCCUGGCCUAUCUGACGGCCGCCACGCACGGCCUGGACGAGGAGGCCGAGAGCCUGAGGGAGACGUUCGACCUGGAGAAGGAGGCGAUCCCGGACAUCGACCCCAACGCCAAGCUGCUGCAGCCGCCCGCCCCCAUCAUGCCGCUGGACACCAACUGGCCCCUGCUGACCGUGUCCAAGGGCUUCUUCGAGGGCACCAUCGCCAGCAAGGGGAAGACCGGCGCCCUGGCCGCCGACAUGGACCUGGACGCGGUGGGCACCGAGGGCUGGGGAGAGGACGCCGAGCUGCAGCUGGACGAAGACGGUUUCGUGGAGACGGCGGAGGGCUUCGGGGACGAGUCCGGUGCCAGGGGCCAGGAGGAAGGAGGCGGCUGGGACGUGGAGGAGGACCUGGACCUCCCGCCCGAGCUGGACGUGGCCCCAGGGGCGUCGGGAAGCGGCGAGGAUGGCUUCUUCGUGCCCCCGACCAAGGGCACCAGCCCCACCCAGAUCUGGUGCAACAACUCGCAGCUGCCCGUCGACCACAUCCUGGCCGGCUCCUUCGAGACAGCCAUGCGGCUCCUGCACGACCAGGUGGGGGUGACCCAGUUCGGCCCCUACAAGCAGCUGUUCCUGCAGACCUUCGCCCGCGGCCGCAGCACCUACCAGGCCCUGCCCUGCCUGCCCGCCGCCUACGGCCACCCGCACCGCAACUGGAAGGAGGCGGGGCCUAAGGGCGGCCUGCCGGCCGUGGGGCUGAAGCUGAACGACCUGAUCCAGCGGCUGCAGGUGUGCUACCAGCUGACCACGGCCGGCAAGUUCGAGGAGGCCGUGGACCGGUUCCGCUCGGUCCUGCUGAGCGUGCCGCUCCUCGUGGUCGACAGCAAGCAGGAGAUCGCCGAGGCCCAGCAGCUGAUCGCCAUCUGCCGUGAGUACAUCGUGGGGCUGAGCAUGGAGCUCGAGCGCAAGAGGUUGCCCAAGGACAGCCUGGAGCAGCAGAAACGCAUCUGCGAGAUGGCGGCCUACUUCACGCACUCCAGCCUGCAGCCCGUGCACAUGGUCCUGGUCCUCCGCACGGCCCUCAACCUCUUCUUCAAGCUGAAGAACUUCAAGACAGCGGCCGCCUUCGCCCGCCGCCUGCUGGAGCUGGGGCCCAAGCCCGAGGUGGCCCAGCAGACCCGCAAGAUCCUGUCGGCCUGCGAGAAGAACCCGACGGACGCCUGCCAGCUGAGCUACGACGCGCACAACCCCUUCGACAUCUGCGCCGCCUCCUACCGACCCCUCUACCGGGGCAAGCCCGUGGAGAAGUGCCCCCUCAGCGGCGCCUGCUACAGCCCCGAGUUCCGGGGGCAGAUCUGCCGCGUCACCACGGUGACGGAGAUCGGCAAAGACGUGAUGGGGCUGAGGAUCAGCCCCCUGCAGUUCCGCUGAGGCCCCGGCCCCGACCCCUCCGCCGCCCGCCCUGGGAUCAAGUAGUCCCCGAGCUCGCUCCCUCCCUCCCUCCCUCCGGC
Molecule: messenger RNA, 3821 nt
Organism: Ornithorhynchus anatinus (platypus)
Lineage: Eukaryota; Metazoa; Chordata; Mammalia; Monotremata; Ornithorhynchidae
Gene: COPA
Product: COPI coat complex subunit alpha
Exons: 33
Coding region: 67-3741 (1224 amino acids)
Biological process (GO): intracellular protein transport; endoplasmic reticulum to Golgi vesicle-mediated transport; retrograde vesicle-mediated transport, Golgi to endoplasmic reticulum
Cellular component (GO): COPI vesicle coat
Molecular function (GO): protein binding; structural molecule activity
Source: RefSeq, a predicted model, not a curated record